Lodderomyces orthopsilosis Co 90-125 is the source of this 2565-nucleotide messenger RNA. RefSeq names its product replication factor C subunit 1 (gene RFC1). NCBI's taxonomy places the organism in Eukaryota, Fungi, Ascomycota, Pichiomycetes, Serinales, Debaryomycetaceae. Gene Ontology annotation, cellular component: DNA replication factor C complex; nucleus. Gene Ontology annotation, molecular function: ATP hydrolysis activity; DNA clamp loader activity; DNA binding. The coding region runs from base 1 to 2565 and encodes 854 amino acids. Gene Ontology annotation, biological process: DNA repair; DNA replication. The transcript is spliced from 2 exons. The record is from RefSeq and is a predicted model, not a curated record.
AUGGUCAACAUUCAAGACUUCUUCAAGAAUCAGCAGGGUAAGUCCGGUACAAAACGUAAGGCAGAGGAGACUGAAUCACCAAGUGCGAAAAGGACUAAACCAACAGCAAUGGAGUCUAAACCAAAAGUGAUUGAGUUAGACGAUGAUUUCGAAUUUGAUGAUGACGAUGAUGAUGAUAUUUUAGAGAUAGAGCCACCAAAAAAGGCAUCUCCUAAGAAGAAACAACCUGAAGCAUCAUCUAAGAAACCCCAAGGGAAACAAUCAACGACGAAAAAGGAAACAAAGCCGCAAUCAUCGGAACCCAUGGGUGGCGAAUCAAUAGAUGCAGUGCUUGCAAAGAUUCCUGAUGCAGAAUUGCCUGAAAUGAAUGAGGGUGAAAAGCCUAACUUUUUUGCACUCAAAGCUCAACAAAAUGUGACUGCCUCUACACUGGUAGACUUACCAGCAGCCCAACCCAAUUGCCUAACAGGGUUGACAAUCGUGUUCACGGGACAAAUGCCUUCUUUGGAUCGAAAUACUGCAGAGCUGACUGCCCAACAAUAUGGAGCAAAAGUCACCAAGUCAAUUUCUAAAAAGACAAGUUUGGUAGUGAUUGGAUCUGAUGCAGGGCCUUCAAAGGUUAAAAAGAUUAAAGAAUUCAAAAUCAAGGCAAUAGAUGAGGCCGGUUUUAUUCAAUUGUUGUCGAGUAUGCCCGCCGAUGGUGGCAGUGGUGAAGCAGCUGUAAAAGCUAAGGAAAAGAGGGAGCAAGAGGAGAGGAAAAUUAUCGAAGAAGCAGAAAGGGCUGAAAAGGAAGAAAGGGAGGAGGAAGAAAGAAAGAGAAGGAGAGCACAAACAACUGCAUCCCAAAAUGUUUCGAAUGGAACACCACAGAUGCCACCCGCCACCAAAGAUGUUCCGGCCAAAGAUAGAUUGUGGACAGACAAGCACGCACCAAAAGAUUUCAACCAGUUGUGUGGAAAUAAGGGCCAGGUUCAGAAGUUGCGCAAUUGGCUAGAGCACUGGUUUGAGAACAAAGCCAGGAAUUUCUCCGGGGGUCCUGAAAAUCCAGGUUCAUAUAGAGCUGCCUUGAUUAGUGGUCCUCCAGGAAUUGGUAAGACCACUGCAGCUCAUAUGGUGGCCAAUUCUCUUGGCUUUGAUGUGUUGGAGAAAAAUGCAUCUGAUGUUCGUUCCAAAUCUUUGUUGAAUGCAAACAUUAAGUCAGUAUUGAGCAACACUUCUGUUAUUGGAUUCUUCAAACAUCGUGAUGAUGAGCAUCAAAGUAGUAACAGCAAGAAGCUUUGUUUGAUCAUGGAUGAAGUCGAUGGUAUGUCGAGUGGAGAUCAUGGUGGAGCAGGGGCAUUGUCCCAAUUUUGUCGAAUCACGAAUAUGCCUAUGAUUUUGAUUUGUAACGACAAGUCAUUGCCUAAAAUGAGAACAUUUGAUAGGGUGACAUACGACUUGCCAUUCCGGAGACCAACAGAAAAUGAGGUGAAGAGUAGAUUGAUGACGAUUGCAUUACGUGAAGGUAUCAAGUUAGAUCCAAAUAUUAUUGGACAGUUGGUUCAAGCGACAUCUAAUGAUAUUAGACAAAUGAUUAACUUGUUAUCCACAGUUUCAAAAACUCAAAAGCUCAUUGGUACAAACAAUGUCAAGGAUAUACAAGCCAGUUGGAAAAAACAAAUUAUUUUAAAGCCUUUUGAUAUUGCUGGUAGGCUAUUAUCGUCCGGUCUUUGGUCAGGCCCUAAUCAAAACUUAAACGAAAAGCUUGAUUUGUACUUUAAUGAUAUUGAUUUUGCUCCCUUGAUGAUACAGGAGAACUAUUUGAAUACUAGACCGAGGCUUCCAGGAUCUCAUAUUAAACAUGUCGCACAAGCUGCUGAUGAUAUUAGUUUAUCUGAUUCUAUCAACUCGUUGAUCAGGUCUAGUGAACAGCAAUGGAGCUUGUUGCCCUUCCAUGGGUUAAUGUCAACAGUAAAACCCUCGUAUGAAGUGGCAGGUCAAGUGACGGGCAGGUUGAAUUUCAGUGCUUGGUUGGGUCAAAAUUCAAAACAAAUGAAAUACCAGAGAAUGUUACAAGAAUUGCAAUACCACACCAGAGUUAAGACUUCAACUACGAAGCAAGAGUUGCGUUUGGAUUAUUUAAACCCAUUGUGGAUUAAAUUAAACAUCCCAAUCAAACAACAAGGAGAGGCGGGAAUCGACCAAACAAUCGAGACAAUGGACGCAUAUUACUUAACAAAGGAGGACUACGAUAAUAUAAGUGAUAUGCUUAACAAGCCUAUUGAUUUGGAUAAGAAAGAUAAGACAGCAUUUACUCGUAAGUACAACAAUGCUAUCCACCCUACAGUUAUUUACAAAACAGGAAAUUCAUUUGGUGCUGGGAGUAAAAGAACAACCCCAGCAGAAGUCGAUUAUGAAGAUGUUGUGGAAGAUGAUAUGGAAGAUGUUGAAGAUGAUAAUGAUGGAGAAGAGAGUGAUAAGAUUGAUGCAAAGAAGGAUAAGUUGAUCAAGCAGGUGCCAGUAGGAAAAGGUGGGGCAGCUAAGAGAUCAACCAAAGGAUCAGUUAGAAAGAGGCAGAGGAAGUAA